UCCCUUCCAGCGUUUCAGGGCUUGCGUUCCAUCAUACCCAGGCACCACACUGGUCCAGCUGCACAACCUGGCACUGAUAUCCAAGAUGGCACCCAUGGUCUCCCCGCCUCUGACACCCACAGGUAUUUUACCAUCCUGAAGGGUAAGAAAAACUACCAGAGAGCGAAGUAGAAAAGAAAGAGACGGCAGAAGGAGGAGAGAAGAAGACUGGCUUCGUACCUUGGGAGAGUAGGAGACAGAGGGAGGGAGAAGGAGGCAGAGGGGAGGAGGGGAGGGAAAGGAUUGCAAAGAGAGAAGAGGCAGAGGGAUAGAUGCACAAAAGAAAGGAGAGAGAAAAACUGAUGAAAGAAGAGAGGUAGAUAGUAGGGGAAGGGGGAAAGGCACCUCAGGCACUGGAGAGGGAGAUGGAAGAGAGACUAGAGAUACUGAGUUAUGUAGAAGAGGGAGGUUAGAAAGAAGGUCAAAGAGGCAUUGCCGGCAAUAAGGGAAAAGACUGAGGAAAAGAGAAGAAAGCACUGAUAGGGAAUCCAAGGGAAGGAGAUAGAAACAAACACCUUCACCUGCCCCAUCAACCCCCCCAACCCAUCCCUUCCGCCCCACAUUGCCUUCAGUGUCUGACUCCUAUAGCCAGCCUUGCACUUAUCCCAUCCUCUGCUCAUCCCUACACACACACACCUGCACCUCUGCCCCUCCAUAACCCUCCCUAGUUUGGAUCUGGCUGCCACACUUGACUCUGUCCAUGGAUUAAAAAGCAUCCAGUGUCCCAGGGGAGCAUCACUGCCUCCUCCUCUGAGAUUUGAGUGGGCACCAUCUGUGAAGCCGGCUGCUGUCAUCAACCUCUUAGUAGCAGGAUGCUGUUGGCCAAAACUCCAUCUCUACUACUGGUGCAGGUUAUCACUGCUGGGAUCAGUUUUGCCCUCACCUCUCUCCAGGACCAAUGUGAAACCCUGCAGCACAAUUCUAAUGUUACAGGUCUCGCCUGUAACGCUUCCAUUGAUAUGAUCGGCACUUGUUGGCCUCGCACUGCAGCUGGACAGAUGGUGGCCAGACCCUGCCCUGAGUACUUCCAGGGGGUGCAAUACAAUACAACAGGGAAUGUCUACAGAGAGUGUCACCUGAACGGCAGCUGGGCUGGGAGAGGAGACUACACUCAGUGCCAGGAGAUUCUGAAGCAGGAGAAGAAAACCAAAGUUCAUUAUCACAUAGCCAUUGUGAUCAACUUCCUUGGUCACUCCAUCUCCCUUUGUGCCCUCCUGGUGGCUUUUAUCCUCUUCUUAAGGUUGAGGAGCAUCCGGUGCCUGCGUAACAUCAUCCACUGGAACCUGAUCACGGCUUUCAUUCUGCGCAAUGUAACCUGGUUUGUGAUGCAGCUCACUCUCAGCCACGAAGCACACGACAGCAACGUGGUUUGGUGCCGCCUGGUCACCAUCGCUCACAAUUAUUUUUACGUUACCAACUUCUUCUGGAUGUUUGGGGAGGGCUGUUACCUACACACGGCUAUUGUGCUAACCUACUCGACCGACAAACUGCGCAAAUGGAUGUUCAUCUGUAUCGGCUGGUGUAUUCCCUUUCCCAUCAUUGUGGCUUGGGCCAUUGGCAAACUUUACUAUGACAAUGAAAAGUGCUGGUUUGGUAAGAAAGCAGGAGUCUACACAGAUUUUAUCUACCAGGGACCGGUUAUCCUUGUACUGCUGAUCAACUUUAUAUUUUUAUUCAACAUAGUGCGGAUUCUGAUGACAAAGCUCCGAGCUUCCACCACUUCAGAGACCAUACAGUACAGGAAAGCAGUUAAAGCCACCCUGGUGCUCCUGCCUUUGCUUGGGAUCACCUACAUGCUUUUCUUUGUGACGCCUGGGGAGGAUGAAAUUUCACGUGUAGUCUUUAUCUACUUCAACUCUUUCCUGCAGUCCUUUCAGGGUUUCUUUGUAUCGGUGUUCUACUGCUUCCUUAAUAGUGAGGUGCGUUCAGCAGUCCGGAAGCGAUGGCACCGCUGGCAGGACAAGCAUUCGAUCCGCGCUCGUGUGGCCCGCGCUAUGUCCAUUCCCACAUCGCCCACACGGAUUAGUUUCCACAGCAUCAAGCAAUCUUCUGCCAUUUGAACUUAGUCUCCAUGAGAGUUUCCCUUAAGCCCCUGCUCUCCUGGAACUCCUCAAACCCUCACAAGACAAGUCAUCUUCUGAAUGGCUGAAGAGGGUUUGUCCUCCUGCGUGGUUUCCAGCUUUGCCCAUAUACCAGGGGCCAAUAACUUAUCUUCAACUAGACGGACCAAGACAAUCAACACAAGAUACAGCCGAGUGCAGGUACCACAAGGGAGGUUCCACAAGCAAGAGCAAAGUAGUGGCACUGCCAGGCCCCAGGGCAGACACAGGACUCUGCACACAGCACAAUUCAUUCACUGAUUUAUCACCAGCCAGGUGCAAAUGAACUCUGAGAGCCACAGUUUAUGAUUUUUCCAAAGGGAAUGGAUGAUCACAAUAUGGAUCCUCUUUUCAGUGCCUGGAGAAGCAGGCCACACCAGCACCAGACCAAGCAGCUGCAUCUGAACGAAUGGGAAGCCCUACACAACAAGUAUAAUCAUUCUCAACAAACAAAUACAAGCACAAAGUAUUACAUAUAUAUAUAUAUAUUUGUGUGCUGUGCACUGGGGUCUGCGUCAGUGCAUUCUGGAACAUCAUUCAAUGAAGAUGUGUAUCCAUGAAUUCUAUGUCAUGUGGAAAUAUGUCAUGUGGACCAGAAAGGGCAGUAGAUCAAGACUUCCAGGUGUCUCUGCCGAGACGAUUCCUGUAGAUGAACUUUAACAGGCUGAGGUCUAUAUUUUCUGUAACUCUUCAGUCUGUAAGCAUAAUCUUGUUUAUAUGUUAUUCUGUGGAAUUUAGGUAUAAAUCAGAACGCCUACUUUGUCUUUCUGUUCCAUGUCUACAUGUAGUCUUGACUGGGGACUCUGUGCUUAUCUGCUAUCACACAAGCAGACAGUCAAGAAUAGGCAAGACAUGAGAUGUAAACUGUACAAGUGCAAUUCCACUGGUAGGCUUGAGGGGAUCUAGAAUCAGCCUUACACUAUGCCUUCAUCCCUAACAUACACAAAAUGCAUAGUCCAAUUAUAUUUGCCCUUCUAGGUAAACCUAUAUUUGCACCUUAUCUAACCUACUCUCAUUCUGAGCCUUCACUAAAAUGUUCUUCUUUUAAGAGUAACCAUGAAAGCCCUAAGCAGGGUCAUCAUAACUGAGUAACCACCAUGAAGGAGCCCUAAGAACAUCAUCUAGAUGUUGUCCACCCUCAACACAUAUACUGUGGACACCAUCUACUGCCUUCUAACCUCACAUACUGGUUUAACACAAGGUGCCCCAGCAUCCCAAUAUAUAGUUAUAAGUGAAUAUUUUAACACAGCACAGUGUGCAGCAGCAAAUCAAUCCAUAUAUUUAUAUAUUUAGUAUGGACUCGAGUCCGCCAUGUGUAUAUGAGCAAAUGAAUCCUAAUACAUAUAUUUAUAAGUAACACGCGAGAGUUGUUCAGUUUUAUGAAUCAUUGCCGGUGUUGUGAAUUCUGUAUUCAGAGUUAUAUCUCAGAGGGAUCUACACAAACAUGUUUGUUUUGUACCUUCCUCAAUAAAGUGGCCCAGUUGCUCUGGAAAACCAUUAGUCAACUGGUAGAAAGAAUAAAAUGGCAUUGUUGAAAAA
Xenopus tropicalis (tropical clawed frog) is the source of this 3677-nucleotide messenger RNA. RefSeq names its product corticotropin releasing hormone receptor 1, gene 2 (gene crhr1.2). Gene Ontology annotation, cellular component: plasma membrane; membrane. The coding region runs from base 852 to 2099 and encodes 415 amino acids. Gene Ontology annotation, molecular function: transmembrane signaling receptor activity; G protein-coupled receptor activity. The record is from RefSeq and is a predicted model, not a curated record. Lineage: Eukaryota; Metazoa; Chordata; Amphibia; Anura; Pipidae. The transcript is spliced from 14 exons. Gene Ontology annotation, biological process: G protein-coupled receptor signaling pathway; adenylate cyclase-activating G protein-coupled receptor signaling pathway; hormone-mediated signaling pathway.